UUUUUUUUUUGUUUUUUAACUAGUGUUUUUAUUCUCGGUCCUUUUUUGUUCUUCAGAUUUGCUUCAUCUGAUUUAGGAAUUUUUCUCGAACACCUUUUCUCCGAUUCGAUCUGUUUUUUCGUUCUCGAAUUUUGGUUUGUGAGAGUUAAAGAGCUGCAAAAAUCUCUGAGAUUAAAUAUGAAGCGGGCAAGGAAAUCGAAAUCGAACAGGGUUUCGUGGGCUCCUGCGUCUAAUUUGUGUCAGAUCAAAUUGUUUCUGUCUGACGACUGUCCUUCAAAAGUUGGACUGAAAUCUCAAGAUCAUCUUCAAGCAAAGACAUCUUCAAUGUUGCCUUCAAGUACUAAUGAACAUAUGGACUUACCUCCUGGAUUUGAAGACAAUCACUUCUUAAACCAGCCAAAGGUUGAACUCUCUCGCAUCUCUCCAAUUAAAUGGGAGCGCCCUCCUCUGUUUGCUUUCAGACAUGAUUGGCGCGUUGCUGCUGGUGAAGAAAGUAAGGAGAAAAUGGAUCAAAAGCUAAGAGAAAUGAAAGUGCUUGAAGCAGUUUAUCCUCGCAUUUCUGCCAUACCUCCCAGCCCUUCUGUUUCUCAUGAUGUAGACAAGGAAGGUUAUGAUGAUAACCACACUCCUCUCAUCCCUAUCAUUCCCAUUGAGGAGGAAGAUUCGAUGGAUAUUAAUCCUGAAGUGUCAGACGCAAAACUCGCAGAUACCCCCACUAAAUUGCUGUCACAAAACUUGCAGCAAUAUAUAGCAGCUGCAACACCUAUUAAUUCACAAUGCAACACCUCUGCUGCUGUUCCCUUAUCUGCAGGUGGAAACUCCAUGCUGGCAAUUUCUCCUGGUUCGGAACCAGAUUUAGCUGCAGCCUCAGCUCUGGUAGCAGCAGCCAUUUUGAAGAGUAAUGAGCAAGGAAACCCAAUUGAUAUGGAUCUACUUGUUAAAAUAUUUAAUGACCCAAUAAUGAUAGAGAAAUUGGUUAACCAACGGGGAACUGCAACCGCCACCAUAACUACCUCUUCAAAUACUGGGUUGAAAUCUGCUGCUUCUGGGACUACACCCACAAGCACAGUUGGUUUAGUACCUUCUUCUGCUCCAAAGCAAGCAACUUCCUUAGCCUCCAUGUUUCAAUCUACACUUAAUAAGCCAGCAAUUCCCCCAGUUCCAUUGUCUAGGCCUUCCUCUGGUAAUUUAGUAACUAGCUCAGUUACCCUGCCUCCACAACCAACUACACAAUCACCUUCACCUCCACCUCCACCUCCAUCCACUUCUACAUUUAAUAAGCACAGGUCUGUCAACAAUAACCAUGUAACGAAUGGAGCACUUCCCUCUUUAGAACCCCAGCCUCCUCCUCAAGAUACAACUCUGUUAUCUGGUAUAAAGCGCACGUCAUCAUUACCUUGUGUGAAUUCAUCCAGUGAAUUGAGCACAGUGCCUUUGAAUUCAACUGCUGUGAAUUUGCAUGCAGGUGCGAACCAGGUGCGAGCAACGGCUGCCACAGUGGCUUAUCAAACAAGUAGCACCGGUUCUUCUUUUGCAGUGAAGGAUGCCAACUAUUAUAAGAACCUUAUUAGGCAACAUGGUGCAGAUAAGCAAGACGGUCAAGAAUCACUAAUAGGUAUCCGUCAUAAUAAUUUCCAAGACUUUAAAAUGCUACAUAACCUUAAACAAAGGGAAGUGAUAUUCAAAAACCAGAAACCUUGCAUAUACUUUAACAGCUCAAGGGGUUGCCGAAAUGGUGCAAAUUGCCCCUAUCAGCAUGAUAUCUCAGCUCAGUGGGGAGCUGGUAAUGACCUAGUGGCACAAAAUGCAAAAAGAAUGAAACUAGGUACAGAAGUUAAUGGGAGGAUAUAAUCUAAAGCAGCUUUUCAAAUGAUUAAUAAACACAAAAUGGAAAAAAAAAAAAAAAAAAAAACCUUUUUCUUGUUUCACCAUGUACAGUGAACUUGCACAGACAAAAGGGGGACGGGGGAAGAGUGGAAAUUGGGUUACAGUUAGGCUUUAUCAGUUUUUGACAUUUUUAUCUUUUCAGUUUCUUUUUUUAAAUUUCCUUUGGUGAUAGGUUUCUAGAUUUAUUUUGGGGAAUUCUCCUACAUGAACAAUGAGAACUUGGACCUUGGGUUGGUAGUUUUUUGUUUGACCGGGUCAGAGGUUUGGGUUUGACAAAUUGGUGGUCUCUUUUGCUUUUGCAUUACAUUUGCUAUGAUGGUAAACCGGUUGACUAUGUUUCGUGAACGGUGGCCAUCUGCCAAUGCCAACCCAGAACUGAUAAUGAGAUGUAGUUAAACAAUUAAAAACUAUUAA
Molecule: messenger RNA, 2301 nt
Organism: Arachis ipaensis
Lineage: Eukaryota; Viridiplantae; Streptophyta; Magnoliopsida; Fabales; Fabaceae
Product: zinc finger CCCH domain-containing protein 6
Molecular function (GO): metal ion binding
Source: RefSeq, a predicted model, not a curated record